CUGACGUGCCCCACUAUUUGUUCACCCUAUUUAUACCAUAGUCAUCGUGUACUGUGGCAAAGGUUGACGCCAACCUUGACGCUUGUCCGCCUAAACUGGAUCUCAUGUGGGUAUUGCCAAGGCACGGAGCAGUCGGAGUAUGACCGCGUCUCGGGCGAUUACCAAUAAGGAGCAGAAGCUUGCGGUGGUGGGCUCCGGAGGGGUGGGAAAGAGUGCUAUGACUAUACGAUUCGUAACCUCCCAAUUCUAUGAUCAAGGGUAUAACCCGACCAUUGAGGACUCAUAUCGGAAGCAAGUCGUCGUGGAUGACGAAGCGGUCACUUUGGAGAUAUUGGACACCGCUGGACAGGAGGAAUACGCAGCGAUGGCAGACCAAUGGUAUUCCUUUGGAGGUGGAUUUCUCCUCGUCUACUCCAUAACGGAUCGUUCGACGUUUGAAGCGAUACCAGGGCUACAUCAGGAUAUACUGAGAGUCAAGGAUCAGAGUUAUGUUCCAUGUGUAGUGGCCUCCAAUAAGUGCGAUCUCGGACGAUUACGCGCCGUUGGACAACUGGAGGGACGAGAUAUGGCCAGGAGAUUGUCAGCACCAUUCAUCGAAUGCUCAGCUGCGGAUGGUGUCAAUGUCGACGUUGCAUUUCGAGAGCUCAUCAAGCUAGUGAGGCGGAACGAAAAGCGCAUGGCUUUAGCUGCUCAACGUCUGAUGGGUGGUCCAUUGGCUGCAGAUCCAUUGUCGUCCAUUGCUGGCUCAGAAUCCGGCGUAGACAAGUGUUGUAAAUGCGUCAUGAUGUGAUGAUAAUCCACCUCUACCUGUUG
Molecule: messenger RNA, 813 nt
Organism: Kockovaella imperatae
Lineage: Eukaryota; Fungi; Basidiomycota; Tremellomycetes; Tremellales; Cuniculitremaceae
Product: ras family-domain-containing protein
Exons: 7
Coding region: 140-790 (216 amino acids)
Biological process (GO): signal transduction
Cellular component (GO): plasma membrane
Molecular function (GO): GTPase activity; GDP binding; GTP binding
Source: RefSeq, a predicted model, not a curated record